Planococcus citri (citrus mealybug) is the source of this 2787-nucleotide messenger RNA. Its product is annotated as NAD-dependent protein deacetylase sirtuin-7-like. Lineage: Eukaryota; Metazoa; Arthropoda; Insecta; Hemiptera; Pseudococcidae. Gene Ontology annotation, molecular function: histone H3K18 deacetylase activity, NAD-dependent; NAD+ binding. Gene Ontology annotation, cellular component: chromatin; nucleus. The record is from RefSeq and is a predicted model, not a curated record. The coding region runs from base 318 to 2504 and encodes 728 amino acids. The transcript has 7 exons.
UUUUAUGGUUUUUUUUUCUUUAUCAAAUUUAAUUGUUGUUUCUGCAAGUUGAGUGAAGUGAAAUUAUUAUUUUUGUACUCGUACUGCGAGAUAGGCUAUCUAUCUUUACAUUAAUGCCGUUACUCUUCUCUUUUCGUACAAGAAAUUUUCUUCAAGAAAUUUCAUUCAUUCCGCUUUUGUGGUGACCUGUAAUGUGAUGUGCAUUCAAGAAUGAAGAAAUUCAGCCGAAAUCUUCAUUUACAUACGUACUUGUACAUACCAGUACAUAUUCACGACAAUACGUAAAAGUCGAAAUGUUUUGAUUGAUAUGGAGUGUUAUGUUUGUUUAUGAGUUUAUCAAUACGAUGGAUAUAGAUUCGAUUGAUAAAUCCAAAAUCCGAAAGAGAAAAGCUGCCCUGAAUGUUUCAUUUUGCGUGAAAAAAGAGCGAAAUUCCGUCUAUCAAAAGGUAUCUUCAAUAUUACAGAAGUCAUUAGCGGACAGAAGCAGCGAUGAAAUCGAAUUUCUCAACAACUCGCAAGAUAUCGUUCGGCAGAUUGCUCAACGGAAAGCUCAUAGACAAAAACUCAAGGAUAGAGCGCAAGAGUAUGAAGAUGCUCCUGAAACGUUAUCGGAGAAAUGUAAGAUAUUGGCCGAAGCCGUGCAGAAUUCGAAUCAUUUGAUUGUAUAUACAGGAGCUGGUAUUAGUACGGCGGCAUGUAUACCUGAUUAUCGGGGCUCUAAUGGUAUAUGGACUUUACUGCAACAAGGGAAAGAUAUAGGGUUGCACGAUUUGAGCAGAGCGGAACCUACAUUAACUCAUAUGGCUCUAUACUGCCUUUACCGUUCGGGAAUAUUGAAACACGUAGUAUCUCAAAAUUGUGAUGGUUUACAUUUAAGGAGCGGUGUGCCGAGAAGUAUUUUGUCAGAAGUGCACGGAAAUAUGUACCUAGAGGUUUGUUCGAAGUGUAAACCGUGUAAUCAUUAUCUGCGAUUAUUCGACGUCACUGAAAACACAGCUAGGUACAGUCACGAGACCCUGCGUUUGUGCUACAAAUGUGGGAAUCCUUUGAAAGAUACUAUCGUUCAUUUUGGCGAACGUGGUAAGCUGCAAUGGCCUCUGAACUGGGAAACCGCCUGUAAGCAAGCGGACAAGGCAGAUGUUAUCCUAUGUCUAGGUUCUAGUUUAAAAGUAUUAAAAAAGUAUCCUUGGUUGUGGUGUAUGGAUAAGCCUGUCAAGAAACGUCCCAAGUUAUAUAUAGUGAAUUUGCAAUGGACGCCGAAAGAUGACCAUUCCACUUUGAAAAUUAACGGAAAAUGUGAUACAGUAAUUGAAAAAAUGAUGGCUCAUUUGGGACUAAGUGUACCGAAAUACGUGCGAGACCUGGAUCCUAUAUUUUAUCACGCUACUCAUUUGCACGAAUUAGAAUUACAUACCACAACGAGAUCUCCUAUUGAAAAAAUCCCAAAGCAAUCCGACAGCCAAGAUGAUUCCAAAAAUGGAGAAACAAAAACCUCCGAGAAUCGUACAAUCGAAAAGAAAGAAGAUUCUCUCGAUAAUACUUCACAUUCAGUGUGUUCAUCCACUCAGGAUAUUAGUUCUAAUGUUGUUAGUGAUAUUAUCACAUGCGACGUUGCGAUCGACGACGCGCGUGCGAGCGAUUUUCUAAAUCCUAGUUUACUUUUGGUCAGCGCCGAAAUCAAGGAAGAAAUUGUGAGUGACGAAGAAAACUAUAUUGACGAGCGAAAGCAAAACUCGAAUGUUAAAAAGGAACACGACGAGGCGACUGACAGUGACAGUGACAUCAAAGGACAAUCUAAUUUAUCUGUGAUAAACGAAAAAUUAGAAAUAAUAGUUCCCGACGUUGUAAGCACCAAUGAAACGCAAAUCGCGAUUAAAAUCGAAUCGGUUGAAGAGUCUCUAGAUACGGUCGUUCAAACUAACCUUAUUACUCAGGAAUCGCCGGUAGCCUCAUCUGUCGACGUUUUCGAAGGCAUGCAUUUCCUAUUUGGACGCAACUUGUGGUCUGAUCUAAGUUUAUUCGACGCCUUCACUCAUCAACCUUUACUACUUAAUCAUUCGGUUUACGGUUGGUCUGGCUUGAAUUCCUUUUCUUCUCUCGUUCCAUAUUUUGAUAAUCAAACUCGCCCGAAUGAUUUCAACUCGAGCAUCACACAUACCUCGCCUAUUGACGAUAAACCUGCUGCCAAUCAAUCCGAGUGUUCGACUUCAUCUUCUGCAAAAAGUUAUCCUCUACGUAAUAAGGCCGAAAAGUCAACAGUAGCCGAAACCGGGUGCGAUUUCUGCCUCAAGUUCUACGAAUCGAAACGGUGUUUAUUUUACGUAAUGUCUCCCUCAAACGCGCCUUUUACAUCGGAGUCAGUUUGUUUAUGUUGUGGAGGGGACGACGACGAAGAUGAUCAGGAUGAUGACGAUAAUAGUAAUGAUAAAACUCCAGCCAAAGUUCUCAACAUUAAUCCUGGUUGGUUCGGUAAAGGUUAUCGUAAAAAAGUCAAGAAAAGGUGAAAUAUUCUGUCACAUAAGCAUUUUUAUUUUUAACGCGGUUUCAUUCGUGAAAAUUCGUUUUUCGUCGAAUUUUUUCUUUUAAUUGUUCGUGAAUUUUGGACUGGAAUAGUUUGAAAUAAUUAAGAAUAUGACCGGCUUUUUUUAGUUUCAUUUUUUCGUUACUUGGUUGCUGCGUUGGCAGCAGAUUUUGUUUCAUUUUGCAUGCUUCUUAUUAUUUAAUUUAAAAUCAUGUUCAUCAAUUUUUAUAAUUUUUUUUUGUCAAUAAAUUAUUCAACGUUUUAAA